Messenger RNA from Daldinia loculata, 4736 nucleotides. RefSeq lists its product as uncharacterized. The transcript is spliced from 2 exons. Gene Ontology annotation, molecular function: phosphorelay sensor kinase activity; protein binding. Lineage: Eukaryota; Fungi; Ascomycota; Sordariomycetes; Xylariales; Hypoxylaceae. Gene Ontology annotation, biological process: phosphorelay signal transduction system; phosphorylation. The record is from RefSeq and is a predicted model, not a curated record. The coding region runs from base 297 to 4079 and encodes 1260 amino acids.
GUGGCAACUUGUUAAAAUCCUCGUCUAGGUAAUCCGCAAUCGAAAUCUCGACGUCAUUCGUUAACUUUCUCCAAUACCUGUAGUCUCGAUUUGACACAUGUCAUCAUGUCGACUAUUAGUCUUACUACAACGCUAACUCUUAGUUCCCGGUCAAGAUCCAUCAGCGAUCGGUCUCGACCUCGGACAUCUCCGCUCGGCGCUAAGAACGUCGCCACGAGAAAAUCAAGACUGAUGAGUUCUUCGGACUGGUAGUUGACACGACUCUCAAGAUUAUUCUUAAUGUCCUACAUACAAACAUGACUGCGGCCGGCGUCGCGACGAGACGCGCCUCGAGUGUCAGCACCGCAGAGUUGGCUAGACAGCGUGAUCUUCAUAAAUAUUAUCAGCCAUGGCUCGACUCCAAGAAGUUAAAGACUGUACCUGCGAAUACGGGACCGGAUGAGACCCGAGAAGUACAAUGUUCUCACGAUACUACUCUAACUGCGCUUGCUCAGCUGGCUGCGUUAAGGUUGAACGUCAAACGCGCCAUGGUAUCUUUAAUAGACGCCAAUACGCAAAUCAUUCUCGCAGAAGCCACACAGACUUUGUCGCUUAUUGAUGAAAGACGGCACGCUCCUGGGGAUCACAUAUGGCUCGGUCACGUGUCCCUUCCGCGUCAGGAUUGUAUGGACGAACAUGCCUUUGGAGCCAUAACUACCUACAAGGAUGCCCGAGGUAAAGAUAUUGACAUUUCCGCCUUCAUCGUGAAUGAUACUUUGGAGGAUGAUCGGUUCAAAUACCGGUCGUACGUGACGUCUGGAGCUAGCGUCAGAUUUUACGCAGGCGUACCCAUAGUCACCAAACAAGGGCACGCGAUUGGCGUUUAUGCUGUCUCUGAUAUUCGACCACGACCCCAGGGCCUUAGUCUUGACGAGGCGCAGUUUAUGGAAGAUGUCGCUCAAAUUGUGGCGGAUCAUCUGGAGAGGGUUAUGGAUACAAUGGGCCGUGUUUCGGAGAGAGAUUUUAUGAGGGGUAUCUCUUACUUCUUGGAAGAUUUAUCUGAGUAUAAGUUCCAACUGAGCAAUACUGAUCGCUCCAUACAGGCGCCGAGCACCAAACAGCAAUUGGAUGUGAGAGCAACCGACCCCCAAAUGGAUCCUCCACGAGGGCGGCCUAGAAAGCCGGGGUCAAAUUUGGCGCACGCUUCCAUUUCCCCUACCAGGGAUGCCUCUACAUAUAGCGAGGCUCGAAUAGGCCGAGGGCCUCGAUUCUCCAGGGCUGGCGAUUCUGAAGGCAAGGAAACUCCCGACUCGCCAAAGGAUAGCAUACGUAGGAUUUUUACACAGGCUUCGCAGUUACUAUGCCAGCAAGCCAGAGCUACGGGAUGUGUAUUUACCGAUGCUGCAUCGGGCCUGUUCUUUGGUCAGUCUGAAGGGGUAAUGUCGCCUCCAAAUGGUACUGAUCCAACCGUAUCUUCGGAUGUCAAUUUCGAGUCAACAGAGGACGAAGAAACCGACGCCGACAAGGCAAGAGAGGAUGAUUCAUCUCCAGGAUAUGGAUCCACGUCAUCUCAGCCUGCUUUCGGCGAUCGACUAGAUGAAAUGGCUGAUGUCCUUGGCAGUGAUGGUGGUGACGAGUUCCCGCAGGGGAUAAUCAAGCGCAAAAAUCUCAAGAAAUUCAUUAUGCGCUAUCCGUUUGGUAAAUGCUUCUACUUGAAUAAGGGACGCAUCGUAUCCCAUCACAGCAUGACCCUUGACGAAGUAGUUGUCGGUGGAGGCUCCAAUUACGCAGCUUUGAACACGUCAACGCAAGAUAUAGAGGACCAACCCCAUAUGCUAUUACCGCGAGAGCUUCUCAAAAGCAUACCGGACGCAAAAUGGCUGAUAUUCCUUCCCCUUUUCAAUUACGCCCAAGGUCAAUGGUUUGCGGCAGGUUUUAUUUGGAGCGACGACUUCAAGAUGGGCGACCCCGAUGAUGCAUUGCCCUACUUUAAGACCUUUGGAUCCUGUAUGAUGAGCGAGGUAGCGAGCAUGGAGGUCCUGAACACGAAUAUUGCCAAGUCUACGUUCAUUGCAUCCAUCUCUCACGACUUGCGUUCUCCGCUACACGGAAUGCUGGGAAGCCUAGAGUUCUUAGAGGAUACUAUGACUUCAGCUUACCAAACGAGUCUAAUUGGCGCAAUUGAAACAUGUGGCAAGACGCUGUUAGAUACCAUCGAUCACCUCCUAGAUUACGCAAAAAUCAACAACUUGAAUCGUGCGAGCGCGCGACUUAGCUCCUCGAACGAGAGAAGAACGUGGAAAGGAUCGCGCGAUGUUGGGGAACCCCUAUCGUCAAAUUUCGAUCUUGCCCUUCUCUUGGAGGAAGUCGUCGAAGCGGUCUUUGCUGGCCAGACAUUUCGCAAAAUCAACCUCCGACAUCACGACCCCGUCGACGAGGUGUCUGCAGAAAUAAAGUCGAUGAGUAUUGAUGAUUCAUCGACAACCGAAGAACAGAUUCACUCUGGCAGUGUAAAAUUCUCAGGAAAGGUCUUUUUGAUGCUUCAUAUCCAACGUUUGGCAUCUUGGUAUCUGCAGGGACAAACAGGUGGCCUUAGGAGAGUGAUAAUGAAUGUGGUUGGAAAUGCUAUCAAAUACUGCAAAACCGGUAGCAUCGACGUCUCGUUGGAGGCAAAGGAAAUCACACCGUCUAAUUACGAGGUGGAUCUUUCUGUAAAGGAUACCGGUAUUGGUAUGUCGAAGAACUUCCUUGCAAACCAUAUUUUCAAACCUUUUUCGCAGGAAGACUCAUUCACACCGGGUACGGGACUUGGGCUCUCUAUCACCUCACAAAUCGUGAGAAACAUGGAUGGCAAGAUCAAAAUCGACAGCGAGAAGGGGGUUGGGACACACGUUAAUAUCACCAUUCCGAUGAAGACUGCCGACGCCGGUGGAUCUUGCGGUAGUAUCCAAGAUGAAAUCCAGCGCGAGGUUAUGAAAGCUACGGCAGGGAAAAAGGUGUGCAUUUUGGACCCCCUGCUUGGUACCCAUAUCAAUGGAGAACUGCCCAAACUGAAACUUUCCAUCUCCAAUUUCUGUCGGGAAUGGUUCAAUAUGGAUGUUAUCGAAAGCAAGACUGUUGAUACCGACCCGGACACAGCGAUUUACAUAUAUGCUGAGCCACCACCGAUAGAACACCUGUUAAGACAACACCUCGAGCGAAAGGAGAUGGGCGAUACGGGUAAAGAAGCGGCUUUACUUAUCGUCUGCACGAAUGCUUUCGAGGCUGCGGCCCUACGGGCUGCCGGCGUUAAGGAUUUAGUUUCUCUUGGCAGAAUAGUUGAAGUUAUCAGCCAACCCGUAGGGGUGCGCAAGCUAGGAAAAGUCCUCCUUCAGUGCCUUCAACGCGUCGAAGAAAGCUCAAAGCAUCAGGAUCAGCUUGCACGGUCUAGGGCACCCUCGCCAUCCCUCGAGAGUAGUCGAAAUCAGAGGUAUAGUUUAGAGACUGGGUGGAAUGCCUCAGCGGUCGUAUACGACCCGACGGAACAUCGGUAUAGGCCUUCGAUCGAAGCUCUAAAAUGGAAAUCCGAUCAGCAACAGUUAAAACUACCAUUUGAGCAGAGCAUUCAGACAGGAUUGCUACAUCCUGGCACGAUCAGUAAUCGACCCGGUUCCGCGACUAUUCCGCACGGCCGUUCUCGGUCUGGGAAUCAUAUUAGACGACUACCUCGCGUCCUUCUAGUAGACGACAACGCGAUCAACCUCAAGCUCCUAGUGACAUUCAUGAAGAAGAUCAAGUUGCCGUACGCCGAGGCCACGAACGGGCUCGAAGCCGUUACUCAAUUCAAGGAAACUAAGGAGCACUUUGACUUCGUGCUGAUGGACUUGCAAAUGCCUGUCAUGGAUGGACUCGAAGCGACACAACAGAUCCGCGAGUUUGAACAGGAAAGAGUAGGGGAACCUACUGCUGCGUCACCGUCUACUAUCAUUGCCAUCACGGGUGUCGGCAAUGAGGCUACGCGCCAAGAGGCCAUGGAUGCGGGCAUGUCGCAAUUUUUGACUAAGCCUGUUAAGUUUAAGGCUUUACAGCAGAUUCUGUUGGAGAUGGACCAGCCGGCUUGAGAGAGGGUAGAUAUACGAGGGAGUUGAAUUUUAUCCUGAUUGGACGGGAUAGAAGAGGUCACAAUACUCGUCUGUCGGCUUCAGUCCGAUUAUUCGCCUGCAUACGCCUAUAGCGGAUAGUACCGAUCGAGCGACCUAUCGUUGCCGCAUGUCUUUCUAGAGACGUGAGCACCGUUGAGCAGUGUACGGACAAGAUAUAGUGGAGCAUCAUUUAUGAUUAGCCGCGAAGGGCUUCAAGCGCGUAUAUGAUUUGGAACUGGUUUUGAUAUUCUGCAAACACCUGCUUUUCAACCUCAUGAUUAUACGUUUUCGCGGAGCUCGGCGGUGCGACAUAGGGUCUCCGAGAGGCAGGCCUGGACAUAUAGGGUACACAAAGAGGCUUUGGGGUGUGUACUAGGGGCGGUUAGAGUGUGGUUCAUUGUGUUGUUUUAUAGGUUCGUAACAUCCCCUUAUGAUAGCAAGCGGCGGCUUUGAGGGUGCAUACCCUUGGGUAGAUUUAGCACUGCCUUUCGAUUUUUAAAAGACCAAAUACAUACACGGCCUAUCAAGCGAAAUUUCCCUAAUAUUGAAUAGUAAAGGCUGAUUUAGUUCGUCUUUGUUAUGAUUCUUUGUUAUUUAAAUAAAUGCGAUUGUAACAUUUUAAUAAUAGCUGUAUUG